UGUGUGUACACACGAUAAAUGUACAACAACGUUUAACUGUAACGCGAUGUUUUAUGCACCCAUGAGGAAGCAGCUACUUAACUCUCGGAUUCGAAGGGAAAGUUUGCCCUUCGGCCUAAUCAGACCAUUUCCGCUAUCAACUAGCCCAGAGCGUACCAAUAACAAUAAUGUGCAAAUGCUGAGAUGCGAGUUGUGUUUGUAGGAAGGUUAUUUGCAACAUAUGCCGAUCCAAGUAACUAUUCUUAUAAUUUGUGUAUUUUGUUGACAGAGAACAAGUGAAUGAUGUGUCUUCUUGUGAAAGUUUUUGUUGUGGGAUUUCUCUUAGAAGCUUGUGAAACUUAUACAGGUAUCUAUAAAAAAAAACUCGUAUAAUGACUACAUAUAGUCCUUCAUAACAAAUUGAUGGACGACGAGUUUUUAAAUCAAAAGUCGAAUAAAAUACCGUAGUUUAAACUAUCAUAAACGUUACUCUUAAAAAUUAUGACAAUAUCUCAACGUUAUUGGAAGAGAAGACAUUUUGCUAAUUUGACACCGAUUUUUGCAAGAAGCAUAAUGCAGACGGCUGUGAUUUGCUGAGGUUGGCCACAUAAAAUGAUGUAAUUUGGCCAACUGGAUCUGCCCCCAGGUCUUAGGUGUUUGACAGCUGUGUUGUAAAUGAAGGCCACAAAAUGGCGAAUUUGUUCGACGAGAUCUCCCAGCGGCUGGACUUCUCCAACUGUGGAAAGGAAGGCAGUGACGAUGGCAGCCAUAGCAGCAGCAGCUGCAACAGCGACAACAACUCUGAUGACUGCACAUCCAGGAUGCCAAGUCCCAGCAGCCCUGCGUGCAGGACACCCAGGGUGCAGCGCCACCGCAGUCGAAACAACACCUUAUCGUCACCUUUGAGCUGCACCAGCCCCAUUCCUUUUGCCUCUUGGAAGAAGCUGAGGCUUUGUGAUUCCCCCAGCACACCAAAGAGUCUGUUGUCCAAGUCAUCGCAGCCUUUUUCCACUGCUAAAAUAAAUCGACAGCCAAGGACCCUGCGUUUCACCUCGGCUGUUGCAAGCCUCAUCCGGGCACCUUCAGUCAAUGUGAACCCUUUCACCCCCCAUUCGGAGCGCAGGUUCAGUGAGCAGCAGCAGCAGUGGAAAAGCAGCCACAGGAGUGAUACUGAUGCGGAUUAUGGGCACAGGAUGAAACACAGCCUAACAUCAUCAGAAGAAGAUGACGAAGCCUUCCUUCCGCCAAAGAGGCAAGCUGUCCAAGCCCUCAUGUUGUCACGCUACGAGAGUGAGUUCCUGGAGCUAGAGCGUAUUGGCGUGGGCGAGUUUGGAACCGUUUACAAGUGUGUGAAGAGGCUGGAUGGUUGCCUGUAUGCCAUCAAACGAUCCCGACGGCCCCUCGCAGGCUCUGCGAACGAGCAACUGGCUCUGAAGGAAGUGUAUGCACAUGCAGUUCUUGGCCACCAUCCCCAUGUGGUCCGCUAUUAUUCUGCGUGGGCCGAGGAAGACCACAUGAUUAUUCAGAAUGAAUACUGUAAUGGUGGAAGUCUCAGUGAUGUCAUCAGGACAAAGGAGAUGCAGGGGGAGAUAUUUUCUAGUGCCGAGUUGAAAGAUUUGCUUUUGCAAAUCUCCAUGGGUCUGAAGUACAUCCACAGUUUAGGACUUGUGCAUCUGGACAUCAAACCAAGUGUGGGGGAGAGUGAGGAAGAGGAGGACGAAGGAAGUCGCCCAGCAGGGGUUGUGUACAAAAUUGGAGAUCUGGGGCAUGUGACAUCAACCAAUAACCCUCAAGUUGAGGAAGGGGACAGCCGCUUUUUAGCCAAGGAGGUUCUUCAUGAGGACUACACCCAUCUUCCCAUGGCAGACAUCUUUGCUUUGGGCCUUACCGUGCUGCUGGCAGCGGGGGCUCCACCAAUGCCCCAAAAUGGAGAUGAGUGGCAUCGGCUCCGAGAGGGCAACCUUCCCAUGCUUCCAAGGGAGCUCUCUGCUCCCUUCAGAGGGCUGCUUCAGUUGUUGUUGGAUCCAGACCCCACCAAACGGCCCUCAGCCAGAGAGCUUUGCAAGCACAGUGUCUUAAGGCAGGAGAGGACUGGAAGACUGGCGGCUCAGCUACGCCGAGAGCUAAAUGUAGAAAAGUUCAGGACAGCCAUGCUUGAAAAGGAGCUCCAGGAGGCACGCCAGGCUGCUCUGUCCCCGAAGAGCCCACUGGCUGGCUUGAAAUUUACUGGAAAGACGGGGUCACUGCCAAGGUCUGGGAGGAAGGUUGUGGGUAGAAAGACUGCACGGUCCAUGAGCUUUGGUUGUCCAGGGUAUGAAGUGUGAUGGGAGGAAGCCCGAUCCACAAGCUCGUCCUGUUGUGUGCAUACAACUGUUUUGCUGGUUCUGUAAAUGAUUGCAGUCGGUGGCAAGUACUACACCAGAGUUCCUCGCUAUUUUUGUUUUUAAACUGUGAAUAAACAUUUUAAGGGUUUUA
Molecule: messenger RNA, 2454 nt
Organism: Hippocampus zosterae (dwarf seahorse)
Lineage: Eukaryota; Metazoa; Chordata; Actinopteri; Syngnathiformes; Syngnathidae
Gene: wee2
Product: WEE2 oocyte meiosis inhibiting kinase
Exons: 11
Coding region: 669-2303 (544 amino acids)
Biological process (GO): regulation of meiosis I; mitotic cell cycle; protein phosphorylation
Cellular component (GO): nucleus
Molecular function (GO): ATP binding; non-membrane spanning protein tyrosine kinase activity; magnesium ion binding
Source: RefSeq, a predicted model, not a curated record